CAUGCUACCUCAUCGCUGUGGGCCCUUCCUAAGUCUUCCUUUCUGCCCGAGACUCCCAGGGAUACUGCUCUAUGACCUCAGAGAGACAGCUCUGCAUCAGAGCUUCCAGAGUGUCUGAAAGCUCCGCUGCGGGAGUCAUCCCAUUCUGCUAAAAGGAGUCACAGAUUUCAGAGGAGCUGCACGGGAGAGGCUGACCCCCGGAGAAGCUGAGAGCUCUUCAUUCUUUCUCUAAUAGGCACAGUUAGUACCGGCACCAUGAACUACACCAAUUGCUGCUCAGGGCAAAAGAUUGACAAAAGAGACCCCAUACAUCACAUGAGCCACCCCCAGGGACGGCCAGAGCUGCCACCUCUGCCUGUGUCUGCAAGUGAGGAGCCAUCUGAACUCUACCAGACCAUCAUGUCACACAGUUUCUAUCCCCCCCUGAUGCAACACACAUCCUGGACCCUCGCUGUGCCCUUCAAAGAACAGGACCAACAUCGUGGACCCAGCGACUCCAUUGGCAACAACUAUUCCUUGACGGCCCGGGACUUGAAGCUGAAAGACCUGCCGAAAUUCUACCAACCAUCUACCAUCAACAGCUCUAAAAACACGAGCAGUCAAGGGACAUCAUUAGGGCCUAAAACAUCCUCAUCAGAGCCCACCAAGAAGAAAAUGAAGUUCUCCUCCAAAUUCAAGGACGAUGCUUCUGGGAUGCCCGUGUCCUGCAAAUGCUCAUCCACUUUGAAUAUAAAACCUAAUCACCCAUGCUUGAUCCAUCCCGGAAGCAGACCCAUGAGUCCAGAACAACAGAUGGAUGUGAUGCUGCAGCAGGAAAUGGAAAUAGAUAGGAAAGAGAAAAUACCAACUGAGUCAGACCUGGAGAGAUAUUACUACUACUUGACCAACGGCAUCCGAAAAGACAUGAUUUCCCCCGAGGAUGAGGAGGUGAUGGAGCGGAUUUGCAAGCUGAUUCCUAAAGAGCUGCUGACAACUCCAGCCCUUGAACCCCUUCAAGCUGAGCUUAGGUCUGAGAUGAACAGUGACUAUUACUUUAGCCUCAUGAAAAGCAUCGUGGAUUACAUCCUCAUGGACCCGAUGGAGAAGAAAAGGCUGUUCAUCGAGAGCAUCCCUCGCUUGUUUCCUCAACGAGUUAUCCGGGCCCCUGUGCCUUGGCACAACAUCUACCAGAGUUCGAAGAAGUGGAAUGAGGAGCAUUUGCACAUAGUGAACCCCAUGAUGUACAACCUCAAAAAACUGUGGUUUGCAGAAUUUAAAGACAUCAGGUUUGUUAGAACAGAGGACUUACUGGCUGGAACGCUGCCCCUGCUACCUAACAUGUACGAGGAUGUGAUCCAGCAGCACUGCCAGGAAGCGCGUCAGAUCCUUCUCAGCAAGUGGAUCCCUACCUGUGCCCAGCUUUUUGUGUCCCAGAAAGAGCACUGGGUCCGCUUUGCUCCCAAGAGCGACUACGACUCCUCUCGAAACAUUGAGGAAUUUUUUGCUGCUGUUGCCUCCUUCAUGUCACUCCAGCUCAGAGAGUUGGUCAUUAAUUCCCUCAAAGACCUCGUUUCCUUCUUCAUGAUACACAAGGAUGGAAACGACUUUAAAGAGCCUUACCAAGAGAUGGACUUCUUUAUACCUCAGCUAAUCACAAUUAAACUUGAAGUGGAUGAGCCCCUCAUUGUGUUCCAGCCAACUUUCGAUGAAUGCUGGGAAUUAAUAAGGAAUUCCUUCUUGGAAAUUAUUAAGAAUUCUGAUGGGAUCCCCAAGGUGGAAUCCAUCCUCUUCCCAGAGCUGAAAGGCUACAACCUGAUCCUUGGGACUGUCGAUUCUGAAGAACAGCUUGUUUCAGACUUCGUGAAUCAGACUUUUGAGGUAUUUACGAAAAAUCAAGUUGGACCCUACAAAUACUUAAAUGUGUACAAAAAGUACGAUGACCUACUGGAUAACACAGCGGAGCAAGGCAUCACUGCGUUCCUAGGCGAAAAUCAUGACAUUGAGGACUUUGUGAUGGAUAUCAAUAAAAUAAAGAGGAGGAGAAAUGAAAUUGCCUCCAUGCACAUCACCGUGCCUCUGGGCAUGUUCUGUCUUGAUGCCUUCUUUCUAAAUUAUGACCUCUGUGAGCGAGCCCAAAACCUUAAGGACCGUCUGAUUCAGCAUCAAGUGGAUGUAAACCGGGAAACCAAUACGAGCAUUUGUAAUCAGUACAACACCAUCGCCGAGAGAGUGAAUGAGAUCCCUGCCAACACCGCGGAGCUAGUCACCCUCAUUGAAUACCUAAAGAAAUCCAGCGAUGUCACUGUGUUCAAGCUCAGGAGGCAACUUAGAGACGCAAGCGAGAGGCUUGAGUUCCUGAUGGAUUAUGCAGACUUGUCCCAGGAUGAUAUCAAACUGAACAGCACCCUGUUCCUCUGGCCUGACCAAAUAGAAGAUGUCUUUGAAGUCAGCCGAAAUCUGCUCCUUAACAAGAGGGAUCAGGCGGAGUUGGAGCUAAUUAAAAGGUGCUCAGAAUUUGAGUCAAGACUUGAAGGCUACAGCAAAGAGCUGGAUGCUUUCAGGAAGCGUGAAGUGAUGUCUACAGAAGAAAUGAAGAACAACGUGGAAAAGCUUAAUGAGCUCUCGAAGAACCUAGAUCUGGCACUGACGGAAUUUGAGUUGAUCAACAAGGAAGAGGAACUGUUAGAUAAAGAGAAGAGCUCCUUCCCUCUUCUGCAAACUCUGUUGAUCAACAAAGUGCCCUAUGAGCAGCUGUGGACCACAGCCUACGAGUUCAGCGUCAAGUCAGAGGAAUGGAUGAAUGGCUCUCUCUUUGGAUUGAAUGCUGAGGAGAUUGCAGAAGAGAUAGGGAACAUGUGGAGAACUACAUACAAGCUAACCAAGACCUUGAUAGACGUGCCUGCGCCCAGGCGCUUAGCGGAGAACGUCAGGAUAAAGAUUGAGAAGUUCAAGCAGCACAUCCCCGUCCUGAACAUCAUCUGCAACCCUGGGAUGAAGGAGCGGCAUUGGCAGCAGAUCAGUGAGAUCAUCGGCUAUGAGAUUAGUCCCACAGAAACAACGUGCCUGGCAAACAUGCUGGAAUUCGGAUUUGGCAAAUACAUUGAAAAGCUGGAGCCCAUUGGUGCAGCUGCCAGCAAGGAAUAUUCUCUGGAGAAAAACUUGGAGAAGAUGAAGGCAGACUGGGUCAACCUGGUGUUCAAUUUUGUGAAGUACAGGGACACUGAUACCAACAUCUUGUGUGCAGUUGAUGACAUUCAGUUGGUGCUCGAUGACCAUGUGAUAAAGACCCAGACAAUGUGUGGCUCCAUAUAUAUCAAGCCAAUAGAAGCAGAGUGUCGGAAAUGGGAAGAAAAGCUGCUUCGGGUGCAGGAAAACUUGGAUGCCUGGUUAAAAUGCCAAGCCACGUGGCUGUACCUGGAACCGAUCUUCAGCUCCGAAGAUAUCAUAGCCCAGAUGCCAGAAGAGGGCAGGAAAUUUGGCAUGGUGGAUAGUUUCUGGAAAUCACUCAUGGCUCAGGCGGUAAAAGAUGCAAGGGUUCUGGUGGCAGCUGACCAGCCAAGAAUGACUGAGAAGCUUCAGGAAGCCAAUCUUCUGUUGGAAGAAAUCCAGCUUGGGCUGAAUGACUACCUGGAGAAGAAGAGACUCUUUUUCCCCAGGUUCUUCUUCCUGUCAAAUGAUGAGCUUCUGGAGAUCUUGUCAGAGACAAAGGACCCACUCCGAGUGCAGCCACACUUGAAGAAGUGCUUUGAAGGAAUUGCCAAGCUAGAGUUCACAGACGAACUGGAAAUCAAGGGCAUGAUCAGCUCAGAAAAAGAAAUAGUUCCAUUCAUAGAGCCAAUCUACCCAGCGCAAGCCAAAGGCAUGGUGGAAAAGUGGCUGCAGCAGGUGGAACAGGUGAUGCUGUCUAGCAUGCGGCAAGUCAUAGAAAACGGGAUUGAAGCUUAUGACCAGGUCCCACGUAACAGCUGGGUCUUGCAGUGGCCUGGCCAGGUGGUUAUCUGUGUCUCCUCCAUCUUUUGGACCAAGCAAGUGUCCGAAGCCCUGCUUGACAACACCCUGCCAGACUUUCUGAAGAAGAGCAACGAGCAGAUUGCACAGAUUGUUGAGCUGGUGCGAGGGAAGCUGAGCAGUGGGGCGAGGCUCACUCUCGGGGCCCUCACUGUCAUCGACGUCCAUGCCCGUGAUGUGGUGGCCAAGCUGGCGCAGGAUAAGGUCACGAGUCAGAAUGAUUUCCAGUGGAUUUCACAGCUGCGAUACUACUGGGAGUCAAGGGACGUUCAUGUGCAGAUGAUAACCACAGAAGCCUUGUAUGGCUAUGAGUACCUGGGAAACUCCCCCCGGCUGGUGAUCACCCCUCUCACAGACCGCUGCUACAGGACUCUAAUGGGAGCUUUGAAGUUGAACCUUGGAGGGGCUCCAGAGGGUCCAGCUGGGACAGGCAAGACGGAGACCACCAAAGAUCUGGCUAAAGCUUUGGCCAAGCAGUGUGUGGUCUUCAAUUGUUCUGAUGGUUUGGAUUACAAAGCCAUGGGGAAGUUCUUCAAGGGGCUGGCCCAAGCUGGCGCAUGGGCCUGUUUUGAUGAAUUCAACAGGAUUGAGGUGGAAGUACUGUCAGUGGUAGCCCAGCAGAUCCUCAGCAUCCAACAAGCCAUUAUCCGGAAGCUGAAGGUGUUCAUCUUUGAAGGCACUGAGCUCUUGCUGAAUCCAACUUGUGCCGUCUUCAUCACCAUGAACCCUGGGUAUGCUGGCAGGGCUGAGCUGCCAGAUAACCUCAAGGCUUUAUUCCGAACAGUGGCAAUGAUGGUGCCAGAUUAUGCUCUCAUUGGUGAAAUUUCCCUCUAUUCUAUGGGCUUUCUGGACUCCAGGAGUCUUGCCCAGAAGAUUGUCGCCACCUACCGCUUGUGUUCUGAGCAACUCUCGUCCCAGCACCACUAUGACUAUGGCAUGCGGGCUGUCAAGUCCGUGCUCACAGCCGCAGGCAACCUCAAGCUCAAGUACCCCGAGGAGAACGAAAGUGUUUUGCUGCUCCGGGCCUUGCUGGAUGUCAACCUGGCCAAGUUCUUGGCUCAAGAUGUCCCCCUGUUUCAGGGAAUUAUCUCAGACCUGUUUCCUGGAGUAGUUCUUCCAAAGCCAGACUAUGAGGUUUUCCUGGAAGCACUCAACAACAACAUCAAAAAAAUGAAUCUGCAGCCAGUGCCUUGGUUUAUUGGGAAGAUUAUCCAGAUCUACGAGAUGAUGCUGGUAAGACAUGGCUACAUGAUUGUUGGAGAUCCCAUGGGUGGCAAGACAUCAGCUUAUAAAGUGCUGGCUGCAGCUCUCAGUGAUUUACAUGAAGCCAAGCAGAUGGAGGAAUUUGCUGUGGAAUUCAAAAUCAUCAACCCCAAGGCCAUCACGAUGGGGCAGCUGUAUGGCUGCUUUGAUGCAGUAAGCCAUGAAUGGACGGAUGGUGUCCUAGCCAACGCUUUCCGGGAACAAGCGUCUUCCAUAACUGAUGACCGCAAAUGGAUUAUAUUUGAUGGGCCAGUAGAUGCUGUUUGGAUUGAAAAUAUGAACACUGUCCUGGAUGACAAUAAAAAGCUGUGUUUAAUGAGUGGCGAGAUCAUACAGAUGAGCCCCAAGAUGAGUCUGAUCUUUGAGCCAGCAGAUCUGGAGCAGGCCUCCCCCGCCACCGUGAGCAGGUGUGGGAUGAUCUACAUGGAGGCCCACCAGCUAGGCUGGAAACCCCUGAAGGACUCGUACAUGAAUACUCUGCCUGCCUGUCUCACCUCGGAGCAUAAGGAACUGGUAGAGGACAUGUUCAUGUGGCUUGUUCAGCCCUGCUUGGACUUUACUCGCCUCCAUGGCAAAUACGUGGUGCAAACAUCCCCCAUUCACCUUGCCUUCUCAAUGAUGCGGCUGUACUCCUCCCUGCUUGAUGAAGUCAGGAACAUUGACACUGAGGAAGGCGAGGUAUAUGAAAGCAUGUCAAGUCAGCAGAUCUUCCUCUGGCUGCAAGGGCUGUUUCUCUUCUCCUUGGUGUGGACCGUGGCAGGCACCAUCAAUGCCGAGAGCAAAAAGAAAUUUGAUGUGUUUUUCCGCAACCUGAUCAUGGGUGUGGAUGAUCAUCACCCAAGGCCCAAAAGUGUGAAACUCACCAAAAACAACAUCUUUCCAGAAAGAGGAAGCAUCUAUGAUUUUUACUUCCUCAAACAAGGUAGCGGGCACUGGAAUGCGUGGACAGACUAUAUCACCAAGGAGGAGGAGACUAUUCCUGCAAAUGCAAAGGUGUCAGACCUCAUCAUCCCUACAAUGGAAACGGCCCGGCAGUCAUUCUUCUUAAAAACCUACCUGGACCACGAGAUUCCUAUACUGUUCGUGGGUCCCACAGGCACUGGCAAAUCAGCCAUCACCAACAACUUUCUUCUCCACCUUCCCAAAAAUAUCUAUUUGCCCAAUGUCAUCAAUUUCUCUGCCAGAACUUCAGCUAACCAGACCCAGGAUAUCAUCAUGUCCAAGCUGGAUCGUCGGCGGAAAGGCUUUUUUGGGCCUCCCAUAGGGAAGAAAGCAGUGGUAUUUGUAGAUGACCUCAACAUGCCAGCCAAAGAGGUGUAUGGAGCCCAGCCUCCCAUCGAACUGCUGAGACAGUGGAUUGACCAUGGCUACUGGUUCGACAAGAAAGACACGACCAGGCUAGACAUUGUGGAUGUUCUGCUUGCGACGGCCAUGGGCCCCCCUGGGGGAGGAAGGAAUGACAUCACUGGACGAUUCACUCGCCAUCUGAACAUCGUUUCCAUCAACGCAUUUGAAGAUGAGAUCCUAACCAAGAUUUUCACUUCUAUCUCUGACUGGCACUUUGGGAAAGGGUUUGAUGUCCAAUUCUUACGGUAUGGGAAGAUGAUGGUCCAAGCAACUCAGACAAUUUAUAGAGCUGCAGUGGAGAACUUCUUGCCAAUUCCCUCCAAGUCCCACUAUGUCUUUAACCUUCGGGAUUUCUCACGGGUGAUCCAGGGGGUCCUGCUGUGUCCCCACACACACAUGCAGGAUGUGGAAAAAUUUAUCCGGCUUUGGAUCCAUGAGGUUUACCGAGUCUUUUAUGACCGCCUGAUUGACAACGAGGACAGACAGACUUUCUUCAACCUGGUCAAGGAAACCACCUCCAAUUGUUUCAAGCAGACCAUGGAGAAGGUGCUAAUCCACCUAUCCCCCACUGGGAAGCUAGUUGAUGAUAACAUCCGUAGCCUAUUCUUUGGGGACUUUCUGAAGCCAGAUAGUGAUGUAAAAGUCUAUGAUGAGAUCACAGACCUGAAAGUCCUCACAUCGGUGAUGGAAUACUAUCUCGAGGAGUUCAACAGCGUCAGCAAGGCCCCCAUGUCCUUGGUCAUGUUCAAGUUCGCCAUUGAGCACAUCUCCAGAAUCUGCAGAGUUCUGAAGCAGAACAAAGGCCACCUGCUCCUGGUGGGCAUUGGGGGCAGCGGGCGGCAGAGCGCCACCAAACUGUCUACAUUCAUGAACUCCUAUGAGCUCUAUCAGAUCGAAAUCACAAAGAACUACACAGGCAACGACUGGAGAGACGACCUGAAGAAGAUAAUGCUGCAAUCUGGAGUGUCCGCCAAGUGCACCGUGUUCCUCUUCGCCGAUAACCAGAUCAAGGAUGAGUCAUACGUAGAAGACAUCAACAUGCUCCUGAACACAGGCGACGUGCCCAACAUCUUCCCACCUGACGAGAAGGCAGAAAUUGUGGAGAAAAUGCAGACUGCAGCCAGGACAGAAGGAGAGAAGAUUGAAGUCACUCCCCUGUCUAUGUACAACUUCUUCAUUGAGAAAGUGAAAAAGAACCUUCACAUUGUUCUCGCCAUGAGUCCGAUUGGUGAUGCCUUCAGAACCCGCCUGAGAAUGUUUCCUUCCCUCAUCAACUGCUGCACGAUCGACUGGUUCCAGGCCUGGCCAACUGAUGCCCUAGAGCUGGUGGCCAACAAAUUUCUUCAGGAUGUGGAGCUUGAAGACAACAUUCGGACAGAGGUCGUGUCCAUGUGCAAGUACUUUCAGGAGAGUGUGAAGAAGUUAUCAGUUGAUUACUAUAACACGCUUCUCAGAUACAACUACGUGACCCCUACUUCCUACCUUGAGUUGAUCCUAACCUUCAAAUCGCUCCUGAAUAUCAAGCGACAGGAGGUGGAUAUGAUGAGGAACCGCUACUUGGCAGGCUUGCAGAAACUGGAAUUUGCAUCUUCACAAGUGGCUGUCAUGCAAGUAGAGCUGACCGCCCUCCAACCUCAGCUCAUCCUCACCUCGGAGGAGACGGCGAAGAUGAUGGUGAAAAUUGAAGAUGAGACAAGAGAAGCUGAUGCCAAGAAACUUCUGGUGCAGGCGGAUGAAAAGGAAGCUAACGCCGCUGCUGCCAUCUCUCAAGCAAUCAAGAAUGAAUGUGAGGGGGACCUGGCUGAGGCGAUGCCAGCACUUGAGGCUGCACUAGCUGCCUUGGACACCCUGAACCCAACUGACAUCACAGUGGUGAAGUCCAUGCAGAACCCACCGGGUCCUGUCAAGCUGGUUAUGGAGAGCAUUUGUGUCAUGAAGGGGCUGAAGCCAGAGAGGAAGCCAGACCCCAGUGGCUCCGGUAAGAUGAUAGAAGAUUACUGGGGAGUGUCAAGAAAGGUCCUUGGAGAUCUGAAAUUCUUGGAAAGUCUCAAGACAUAUGACAAAGAAAACAUCCCCCCCAUGGUUAUGAAGCGAAUCCGGGAAAGAUUCAUUGAUCACCCUGAUUUCCAGCCAGCUGUCAUUAAAAACGUAUCAUCCGCCUGCGAGGGCCUGUGCAAGUGGGUGAGGGCCAUGGAAGUCUAUGACCGAGUGGCCAAGGUGGUAGCUCCCAAACGGGAGCGACUGAAGGAGGCUGAGGGGAAGCUGGAUAUACAGAUGCAGAAGCUGAACCUGAAACGGGCAGAGCUGAAGCUGGUGGAAGACCGACUCCAGGCUCUGAAUGACGACUUUGAAGAUAUGAACACCAAGAAAAAGGCACUGGAGGAAAAUAUUGAUAUCUGCUCCCAGAAGCUGGUCAGGGCAGAGAAGCUGAUCAGUGGUCUUGGUGGAGAGAAGGACAGAUGGACAGAAGCUGCCCGGCAGCUGGGGCUCCGCUAUAUUAACCUGACGGGGGAUGUGUUGUUGUCCUCUGGGACAGUGGCUUACCUGGGGGCCUUCACAGUGGAUUAUCGGGCCCAAUGCCAAGACGAAUGGUUGGACUGCUGUAAGCAAAAAGUCAUUCCAGGCUCUUUUAACUUCAGCCUCAGCAACACCUUAGGGGACCCCAUAAAGAUUCGUGCAUGGCAGAUAGCCGGGCUUCCUGUUGACUCCUUUUCUAUUGACAACGGCAUCAUUGUGUCCAACUCCAGACGUUGGCCCUUAAUGAUUGACCCUCAGGGACAGGCCAACAAGUGGGUGAAGAACAUGGAAAAAGCGAACAGGCUAUUUGUCAUCAAGUUCUCUGACAGCAACUAUGUGAGGACUCUGGAAACUGCCCUGCAGUUUGGCAACCCUGUCUUGCUGGAAAACGUUGGAGAAGAGCUGGAUGCCUUUAUCGAACCCAUCUUGCUCAAGGCCACGUUCAAACAGCAAGGAGUGGAGUUCAUGAGACUAGGUGAAAAUAUCAUAGAAUACUCGAAGGAUUUUAAGUUCUAUAUAACCACACGUCUGAGAAAUCCACAUUACCUCCCUGAAAUCGCGGUGAAAGUCUGUCUGCUCAACUUCAUGAUCACACCCUUGGGUCUUCAAGAUCAACUCCUCGGUAUCGUGGCUGCUAAGGAGAAGCCGGAGCUAGAAGAGAAAAAGAAUGAGUUGAUUUUAGAAAGUGCCCAGAAUAAGAAGCAGCUAAAGGAAAUUGAAGAUAAGAUCUUAGAGGUCCUGUCCUUGUCCCAGGGCAACAUCCUCGAGGAUGAGACGGCCAUCAAAGUGUUAUCCUCUUCCAAGGUGCUGUCUGAGGAAAUCUCCGAGAAGCAGAAAAUAGCCUCGGUGACAGAAACACAGAUCGACGAGACCCGGAUGGGCUACAAGCCUGUGGCUCUUCACUCAGCCACCAUCUUCUUCUGCAUCUCCGACCUGGCCCACAUCGAGCCUAUGUACCAGUACUCUCUGACCUGGUUCAUCAACCUCUACGUGCAGUCCCUCGCCAACAGCAGCAAAAGCGACGAGCUGGAACUGCGCAUCGAGUACAUCAUUGAACACUUCACGCUGAGCAUCUACAACAACGUGUGCCGUUCCCUGUUUGAGAAGGACAAGCUGCUGUUCUCCCUCCUCUUGACAGUCGGCCUCUUGAAGGAAAAACAAGCCAUCAGUGAGGAGGUUUGGUACUUCCUGCUAACUGGAGGUGUGGCCCUGGAGAACCCUUUCCCCAACCCGGCGCCUGAUUGGUUAUCCGAAAAGUCUUGGGGUGAGAUAGUUCGGGCUUCCACCUUACCGAGACUGAACGGUUUGAUGGAAGACCUGGAGCGAAACACCGAGGACUGGAAGUACAUCUAUGACUCAGCCUGGCCCCACGAGGAGACGCUGCCCUCACCCUGGAAGUUCCUCCAGACGCUUGAACGGAUGGCGAUCCUGCGAUGUUUGCGGCCUGACAAGAUGGUCCCAGCCGUUCAAGAUUUCAUCUGCGAAAGCAUGGGAAAGAUAUUCAUCGAAGCCCCGACUUUUGAUCUCCAGGGAUCCUACAAUGACUCCAGUUGUUGCGCACCACUGAUUUUCGUACUGUCCCCGGGGGCAGAUCCUAUGGCAGGUCUGCUGAAGUUUGCAGAUGAUCUUGGCAUGGGAGGUACCAAAACACAGACCAUCUCCCUUGGCCAAGGCCAAGGUCCUAUUGCUGCCAAAAUGAUCCAGGAUGCCAUCGUAGAAGGGACCUGGGUGGUCCUACAGAACUGCCACCUGGCUACAAGUUGGAUGCCUUCCCUGGAAAAGAUCUGUGAGGAGGUGAUUACCCCUGAGAACACCAGACCAGAGUUCAGACUCUGGCUGACUAGCUAUCCAUCAGAGAAGUUUCCUGUCAGCAUUCUCCAGAAUGGGAUCAAAAUGACCAAUGAGCCCCCCAAAGGGCUCAGGGCCAACCUUUUGCGUUCCUACCUCAAUGACCCAGUCUCGGACCCUGUGUUCUUCCAGAGCUGUUCAAAGCCGGUUAUCUGGCAAAAACUGUUGUUUGGACUUUGCUUCUUCCAUGCCAUUGUCCAAGAGAGGAGGAACUAUGGAGCUCUAGGUUGGAAUAUCCCUUAUGAAUUCAAUGAAUCUGACCUGAGGAUUAGCAUGCGGCAGAUCCAGAUGUUUCUGAAUGAUUACGAAGAGGUGCCCUUUGAAGCUCUGACCUACCUGACAGGGGAAUGCAACUAUGGAGGCAGAGUGACUGAUGACAAAGACAGGCGUCUCCUGCUGUCCCUCCUGUCCACAUUCUACUGCAAGGAGAUUGAAAAAGAUCCCUAUUUCAUUGCUCCUGGAGAUGCUUACUUCAUCCCUGCCCAUGGCACCUAUCAGUCCUACAUUGAGUAUCUCAGGACCCUCCCCAUCACAGCGCACCCUGAAGUAUUUGGUCUCCACGAGAAUGCUGACAUCACCAAGGACAACCAGGAAACCAACCAGCUCUUCCAAGGAGUGCUGUUGACCCUCCCAAGACAGUCGGGAGGGAGUGGAAAGUCCCCUCAGGAAGUGGUUGAGGAGCUGGCCCAGGACAUCCUCUCCAAGCUUCCCUCAGACUUUGACAUGGAAGAGGUCAUGAAGUUGUAUCCCGUGGUCUAUAACGAGUCUAUGAAUACCGUCCUAAGGCAGGAGCUCAUCAGAUUCAACAGGCUGACCAAAGUGGUUCGCAGAAGCCUUAUUGAUAUUGGCCGAGCCAUCAAAGGGCAAGUUUUAAUGUCCUCAGAGCUGGAGGAAGUCUUCAGUAGUAUGAUCGUGGGGAAAGUGCCAGCCAUGUGGGCAGCCAAGUCCUACCCGUCACUGAAGCCCCUGGGGGGCUAUAUUGCUGACCUAUUGUCCCGCCUGGCCUUCUUCCAGGAUUGGAUCAACAAUGGCCCCCCUGUGGUCUUUUGGAUUUCUGGAUUCUACUUUACACAAUCCUUUUUGACGGGAGUUUCUCAGAAUUAUGCCAGGAAAUACACCAUCCCCAUUGACCACAUCGGAUUUCAAUUUGAGGUAACAACACAAGAAACAUCUAUGGAGAAUAGCCCGGAAGAUGGGGCCUACAUCAAAGGCCUUUUCCUCGAGGGUGCCCGUUGGGACAGGAAAACGAUGCAGAUUGGAGAAUCUCUCCCCAAAAUCCUCUAUGACCCAUUGCCCAUCAUUUGGCUGAAACCUGGGGACAGCUCAUUAUUCUUGCAUGAGAACAUUUACGUGUGUCCGGUGUAUAAGACAAGUGCCCGGAGAGGUACCCUCUCUACCACUGGCCACUCUACCAACUACGUCCUGUCCAUCGAGCUUCCAACAGACCUGCCCCAGAAGCACUGGAUAAACCGAGGUGUGGCCUCACUGUGCCAGCUGGAUAAUUAAGAGCAGGUGUCUCAAAACAGAGUAAAUGGCAUUUCAUUUCUCCAUUACAAUAUAGCCUUUCUUUCUUGAGUUAUAUAGGGUAAAGGUAACAAUGACAUAAUUCUAGCAAUAGAGCCAGACAUUUCACAGCAGCCCUAUAAAGUAGGUUAUUAUCAUCGUUCUCGUCAUCAUUUCAUGGCUGCAGAAAGUACGAGAAGGUAGGUAAUACUCCCAUAUUAGACGGAUCCUAAAUUGGAACACAGGCAGUGUGACUCUGCACCUAGACUUGCAGUUAUUUGGCUUAAGCUGGUAUUUUCUUUACCUCAGGUUUUGCUGUAACUGUCACGAAAUUCCAGUCACUUCUGAGCUGAUUGACCUACUUGUGCAGCCAUCCAGGACCCAUAAGAGACUGAGAAGGGCUUGAAUUUUUUUUUUAAAAGCUCUUGGUACAUUUUAUUUAUAUUAUAUUUUUUGGCGUGUAUGUGUCUGAGUGUAAGUAUGUUGAGUACAGGUGCCCAAAGAGAUCAGAAGAGAGUAUCAGAUCCCUGGAAAUGGAAUUACAAAUAGUUGUGAGCUGCUGUGUGGUUGUUGGGGACUGAACCCAUGUCCUCUGCAGGAGCGACAAGCACUCUUCACCACUGAGCUACCUCUUCAGCCUUCACUUAGUCUGUUUUAAAUGCACGUCUUAUGGUGGUGAGGACUAUUAUCACUUCUGCUUUGCUGGUUCCGAUUAGGUUCCAGUCAGUUAGUGGUACAAGCUCAGCUGCUGCUUGUGCUGAGGACCAAGCCCAUGACCAAGCACUCUAGGCCAGCACUCCACUGAGCUACAUUCCCAGCCCAGCUUCGACUGCUUCUCUAUCAGUCACAUGAAUGGGCUAACUUCUCUCAUCUUUGGAGAGACGAGAGGAGCCUAUUUGUUGUCAUCCUAUCCUACUGUGUGCAGGGUUUGUGCCCAAGCCUUUGGCUCACUCGUUCAAUCCCAUGUGCUAGGAAUGACUGUUUUACCCCGCCUCCCAGUCCUCACACCUGGUGGCUCGUGGAGUUGAAAGAGGCCACCUAAGAGCACCACACAGCUCUUUCACAUUGCACAGCCAGCUGGCCCUUGAAUCCCAUGUAUGUUUCAUGGCCACAUGUUACCUCCUAGCCGAGGACUUGGCUAUUCUGAUGUGGACUGUUGGAAGAGAUUGUAGUGCCAGCCACAUGACUGUGUCCAAGGAAUUUCCAUCCCUUGUUUCUCCCCAGAACAUCAAACUCCCGAGGUUUUCUUCCCUGAUCCCCUCAGGUAGCUCUUAGGCUCUAAGUGGCUUUACUUGGGGUGUGCAGAGUGCAGCAGAAACGGGUGGUUUGACAGUCUUAAUGUGUGUGGUCUGGCUUUUCUGCCUCUUCACUAGAAACAAAUGCCUUGAUUCAGGACAAAAUAAAGGUACUGCAGAAAACUUUAGUUUCAAUUUCUUCAAGGUGUUAACCAAAUUCUGAGAUGAGCAAGCUGAGUGCCCAGAAAGAGUAAGUUCAUGG
Molecule: messenger RNA, 13962 nt
Organism: Meriones unguiculatus (Mongolian gerbil)
Lineage: Eukaryota; Metazoa; Chordata; Mammalia; Rodentia; Muridae
Gene: Dnah3
Product: dynein axonemal heavy chain 3
Exons: 61
Coding region: 256-12468 (4070 amino acids)
Biological process (GO): microtubule-based movement
Cellular component (GO): dynein complex
Molecular function (GO): dynein intermediate chain binding; ATP hydrolysis activity; ATP binding
Source: RefSeq, a predicted model, not a curated record